CUAAAAUUUUGCUUAUUUCAAUUAUGUAAUCAUAAUAUAUACCAUAAUUUAGGAUUAUGGCAAUUUAAAAAAACGAUUUUAUAUAGAAAUAUUGGAUCUAAGGUGAAUCCAAAAGUUUUAUCUCUUCGAAAUAAAUUGUUGUAUUGCGAUUAUUUAGAUUAUAAAGAAGUAGGAUUUGCAAAACUUAAAAAAAUACAAAAACAAAAAAUAGAACAAGAAAAUGCGAUGAGAUUCGAAAUAAAUGAGAAAAAAACAUAUAGUAUUAUGCUAGAUGAAUGGUUAAAAGAUAAAGAAGAGACCAAUAUUCUUGAAGAAAAAAAAGAUGAAGAAAAAAUUGAUAAAUGUGAAAAUGAAACUGUGAAAAAACAAAAACCUAUAUAUAUGCCAUAUGCGGCAGUAGACUCAUAUGAAAUAACUGAUACAAAAAUGCUAGAUGAUAUUAAUACAGAAAAAGCAAAUAUAAAUUUACCAAAUGAAAAGUACAAAGAAUUGUAUGAAAAAUAUUUACAAAUAAAGCAGAAUAAUACUUUGAAUGACGAUAAAAAUAUUCCUAUAUUUGAAGAUAUAGAAAAAAACAAUAAUAUACCAAAAGGAGAAUUGUGGAAAAUUCCAUCUACUUGGAUGACUGAUUAUGAACAGUUUGACGAUACUUUACUUAAUAUACAUUAUAAUUGUUAUGGUACAUCAGAUCCUGAUUCAGAAGUCAGUUCUAUACCAUGUGGUGGCUGCGGUGCUUUACUGCAUUGCAAAGAUCCAGAAAUUCCUGGAUAUUUACCAUUAGAAUUAUUUUCAAAGAAUAAUGAAGACUUGAAAUCAACAAUAUGUCAAAGAUGUCAUUUUUUGAAGUUUUACAAUUCAGCUUUGGAAGUGAAAGUAUCAAUUGAAGAUUAUCCUAACUUACUUAAAGUAAUUAAAACUAAAAAAUGUGCCAUUAUUCUUAUAGUCGAUCUGACUGAUUUCCCUUGCAGUAUUUGGCCUGAUUUAAAAACUAUCAUGCAUCCUUUUACUCCUAUUUUUCUUGUUGGGAAUAAAGUAGAUUUAUUGCCUAGAGAUUCUCCAAAGUUUCUUGAGAACAUUAAGCAACUUUUAACAAAUACAGUAGUCCAGGUAACUGGUGUGAAAAAAGAAAACAUUACACAUGUCCAACUCAUAUCUGCAAAAACUGGAUAUGGUAUAGAACAGUUAAUAAAUAAGUUGCAGUACAAAUGGAGAUAUAAAGGUGAUGUAUAUUUAGUUGGCUGUACGAAUGUUGGAAAGUCUUCUUUGUUCAAUACAUUAUUAAAUUCCGAUUACUGUAAAGUAAAAGCUAUCGAUCUCGUACAAUGUGCUACAGUGUCUACUUGGCCAGGAACUACAUUAAAUUUACUCAAAUUUCCAAUUUUAAAUCCGAAUAUGAAAAAACAAGCGAUAAGAACACAAAGGCUUAUAAAGGAAAAAUUUUAUAGGAUGCAAGAGUCAAAGUAUAGGGAUUAUAAAUUUAAAGAAACAGGAAAUAUGAUGUUUGCAACAUUAGAAGAACAUGUUGGUAAAUCAUUUACCAAGUACUCAAUAAAAGAUGAGAGUAUCGAUCCUUUUUUAGAAAAAUCGCAUAAAUUCAUGACGAAAAAGAUUUUUUUAAAUGAACCCGAGUACGAAAGAAGUCGUUGGUGUUAUGAUACUCCGGGUACUAUUCAGAAAGACCAAAUACUGGAUUUAUUAACUACUGAUGAAUUAUUGUUAACAUUACCACAGGAAAUUAUUACACCAAGAACAUUCAUGUUAAAACCAAAACAAACUAUAUUUGUAGCUGGUAUGGGAAGAUUAGAUUAUCUUGAAGGAGAAUACUUUAUACGAUGCACUUUGUUUGCAAGUAAAAAAUUACCUAUAACAAUAUGUUAUACUUUUGAUGCAGAAGAGAUAUAUAAUCAAUUGUUAGAAACUGAAGCUUUUGUCGUACCUACAAACGAUCAAAAUCGAUUAAAAAUAUGGCCGAAAUUCAAAUCAAAGGAUAUAAAAAUAACUGGUGUGAAAAAUGAAUCUGCUGGAGAUAUUGUAUUGUCAAGUAUAGGUUGGAUCGCAAUUACACCAUUUGAAAACAAUAGCGUCUCAUUAAGAGCAUGGACGCCAGAAGGUCGUGGAAUAUAUUUGAGAUGUCCAGCAUUGCUAAGCAAAUCAGUGCAUCUUUGCGGUUCGAGAAUUCAAGGUACUCCAUUGUAUUCAUUAGGACGAAAAGUAUUUAUUAAAUAUUAAAUUGAAUUUAGAAUUUUAUCUUGAUAUUAAUUAAAUUAUUAAUAUUUGUUUAUAUUUGAUCGAUUUAAAAUUGCAUUUAUCUUUCGUCUAUCGAAUAAUUGAAAGAAAAGUAUAUGUUUUUAUAAUGUAAGAUUUUUCAAAUUUCAAAAUCCGAAUAAUUGUUAUUGCAUACAAUAAAAUGUUGUUAUUUUUGUGUA
This is a messenger RNA of Apis mellifera (honey bee), 2426 nucleotides long. Its product is annotated as nitric oxide-associated protein 1. The record is from RefSeq and is a predicted model, not a curated record. The annotation marks the transcript as partial. Gene Ontology annotation, molecular function: GTP binding. Lineage: Eukaryota; Metazoa; Arthropoda; Insecta; Hymenoptera; Apidae. The transcript has 5 exons.